UAUAAUGAUUUUAUAUUAAUUAAUAUUCUCAAAAAAUAAAACGAGUCAUUAUGAAGAAGGAUUGAGAGAAAAAUUUAGGUGGCGCUGGUAAAAGUAGGAGUUUCUCAGUCAAUUGGAAAUUGGAUAAAAUGUUGGUUCUUGUUUUGGGAGAUCUUCAUAUUCCACACAGAUGCCACAGUUUACCUAUUAAGUUUAAAAAGUUAUUAGUUCCUGGACGGAUUCAACAUAUAUUAUGUACAGGAAAUUUGUGUACUAAGGAAUCACUUGAUUAUUUGAAGACACUUGCAAGUGAUGUUCAUGUUGUGAGGGGCGAUUUUGAUGAGAAUUUAAAUUAUCCAGAACAAAAGGUUGUCACAGUUGGUCAGUUUCGAAUAGGAUUAUGUCAUGGACAUCAGAUUGUGCCUUGGGGAGAUGCAGAUAGUUUGGCUUUAGUUCAGAGGCAACUUGAUGUAGAUAUUCUCAUAUCUGGACACACACACAAAUUUGAAGCAUAUGAACAUGAGAAUAAAUUUUAUAUUAAUCCUGGAUCUGCUACUGGAGCAUAUAGCCCAUUAGAAAGCAAUAUCAUUCCAUCUUUUGUUCUUAUGGAUAUUCAGUCUUCUACAGUUGUCACAUAUGUGUAUCAGCUGAUUGUAGAUGAAGUCAAAGUUGAAAGAAUAGAAUACAAAAAAUCAUAAUAUCAUUCUGAGUUUACAUCCCAAUAUUUUUAUGUAUUAUUGUGGUUAUAUUUAUCUGUAUAUUGUAAUUUUUCAACAUUUUCAGUUGUGAAAUCAAGAAAUGGAAACAAUACAAAUUAUCAUUGCAUUUAUAUUCGUUAUUUAGUCAAGAAAUAAUGUAUAAAAUUUGAAUUAAAAAAUUUUCUCUUACUUA
This is a messenger RNA of Centruroides sculpturatus (bark scorpion), 870 nucleotides long. RefSeq names its product vacuolar protein sorting-associated protein 29 (gene Vps29). Gene Ontology annotation, cellular component: endosome; retromer complex. The coding region runs from base 129 to 677 and encodes 182 amino acids. The record is from RefSeq and is a predicted model, not a curated record. The transcript has 4 exons. Gene Ontology annotation, biological process: intracellular protein transport; retrograde transport, endosome to Golgi. Lineage: Eukaryota; Metazoa; Arthropoda; Arachnida; Scorpiones; Buthidae.